Molecule: messenger RNA, 1449 nt
Organism: Alternaria alternata
Lineage: Eukaryota; Fungi; Ascomycota; Dothideomycetes; Pleosporales; Pleosporaceae
Product: endo-1,5-alpha-L-arabinosidase
Exons: 1
Coding region: 301-1266 (321 amino acids)
Biological process (GO): carbohydrate metabolic process
Molecular function (GO): arabinan endo-1,5-alpha-L-arabinosidase activity
Source: RefSeq, a predicted model, not a curated record
CGCUGGCACAUACGGUAGUCAUGUUCUCCGCACGACCCGAGAACACCAUGUCUAUCCAUAUGUUUCAUAGCAGCCGGCGGUACUGACAGGUUAGGUCAAGUCUGACGUGAACACGAGAUGCGCAGGACAUAGCCAAGCAGUGCUUCUGGUAGGUAAUCUAACCUUAAACCGGAGGAAAGUUAAUUCCUCCGCAAGUCCCGGAUGUGUGCACAUGGCAAUGUAAAUUCCCCAUAAAGGAAGCGUGGGCUGCACUGUUCGGUGCGCACAGCAGAUUCAUUUCGAUUCCACUCUGUAUUCGACAUGCUUUCUUCGUUGAAAUACCUCCUUGGAGGCGCGUUAGCCAUCUUAUCCAUAACUCCGAACGUCAAUGGACAGACCUAUCCCGGCCCGGGUGCGGUCUCAGGCAGCACUUUUGCCCAUGACCCAACGGUAGUCAAGACGCCGAACGGCCAGUAUCUCAUGGCCUAUACAGCACCUGGCAUCGCCCUCAAGACAUCCUCUGACCGCACUGUCUGGCGCGACGCCGGUCUCGCCUUUACCAAUGCCAACGCCCCAUGGACGCAACCAUACACAGGCGCCACCAACGAGAAUCUCUGGGCCCCAGACCUCUCGUACCACAACGGCAAGUACUACUUAUACUACUCUGCCUCGACCUUUGGCUCGCGCAAAUCCGCAAUCUUCCUGGCUACCAGCACCACGGGCGCAGCAGGCUCAUGGACGAACCUCGGUGUCGUCAUUGAAACGAACGCGAACAGCGCCUACAACGCCAUCGACCCCAACCUGAUUGUCGACGCUUCCGGAAAGUGGUGGUUGUCUUUUGGUUCCUUUGGAAACGGGCUCAAGUUGAUUUCCAUCAACCCGAGCACCGGCAUGCGCUCAGGCACCAGCAUGGUUGACAUUGCUAGCCGUGGAAGCGGCGGUGCCAUUGAGGCACCCGUCAUUGUGAGGAACGGCAACUACUACUAUCUUUGGGUCUCGUUCGAUAGGUGCUGCCAGGCUGCUGCUAGUACCUACAACAUCAGGGUCGGCCGAUCGACUAACGUUCAGGGCCCGUACGUUGACCGCAACGGCGUCAACAUGAUGUCGGGUGGCGGUACUGUGGUCUUGGCAUCUCAUGGCACUAUUCGUGGACCCGGUCACAACACUGUCUUCAAGGACAACGAUGCCGAUGUGCUUGUCUACCACUACUAUAGGCAGUCUGAUGGCCAGGCACAGCUGGGAAUUAACCUUCUCCGCUACGACAACGGUUGGCCCGUUGCUUAUUAAGUAAGGAACGCGUCGCAGGCUGUGCAUUGUUAUCUAACGCUCGGCCCUGCGUUUCAAUGAACCUGCUGAGCUCUUGAAGACACAGGCGGGGGCGAUGACUUUCUCUCCAAAUAUUCUUACCAUUGUACAUAGCUUUUGGAAUCGUACAUAUUCAUACUUCCGGUGUAAGCUGCGGUAUUCACC